AUGGAGUCGCAAUCGCAGACGCAGAUCCAAACUCAAACGCAACCGAGCAAGACUAGCUCCAGAAAACGACAGGGGAAGAAAGACAAGUUAUCUCUGGAGGACUACCUCGAUUUCCGCCGCUCCCUUCAAACGGUUGAUCUCAAUAUAAACCUUCUCAACCAGAUCAUCUAUAUCCAUGGCUUCAAGAAACUGUACGGACAGACCAAGAAAGUGUUGGUGGAUGCCGUGAAUACGCUUGAUCUAAUGGAUUUGCCGAGAUCCACACUCAACCAGAGUGUGUCUGCCUCCGCGACUCUCCCAUUGGAGGACGUAAUCGCUGAUCUCAACGAACUAGGCUGGCAAGAGUGCUGUGUUACCUCUGUUUACACCCUCAGUUCUUGCCCAGAGAACUCCCUCCCUCUUGAGCAGAAACCGCAAGUCACCAAACACUUGCAGAGCAGUUCUCGAACCAAGACUUCGGAAAAGUCAAUGGACGCUAAUAAAAUCAGUGGCGUCCUCCCUAAAGCUUCCCAAAAUGGCCGGCGAGCCCCGAAAAUGGCGAACAAGCGCAAGAGGAUCAAUGGCUGUGAUGCUCUUGACUGUGCUUCGACCAUGGAUUCGGCCGUCUCGCUCGCCUCUAAUUGAAUGUGAUGGUUCGUUCCCCCCCCCCCCCUGCAUGUACUUCAAUUUCUACUCAUAAUGCUGUUGCUAGAUGUUUCCAUUGUUAAUUUGUACCUUUUUGACUUUUUCCUUAUUAUUUUUGCUUGGAAAAAAGUUGGAUUACACAGUAGCUGGAGAAUGCAUCCACAACUUUA
Messenger RNA from Neltuma alba, 794 nucleotides. RefSeq lists its product as uncharacterized. NCBI's taxonomy places the organism in Eukaryota, Viridiplantae, Streptophyta, Magnoliopsida, Fabales, Fabaceae. The transcript has 3 exons. The coding region runs from base 1 to 624 and encodes 207 amino acids. The record is from RefSeq and is a predicted model, not a curated record.